This is a messenger RNA of Cuculus canorus (common cuckoo), 1739 nucleotides long. RefSeq names its product transmembrane protein 82 (gene TMEM82). NCBI's taxonomy places the organism in Eukaryota, Metazoa, Chordata, Aves, Cuculiformes, Cuculidae. The coding region runs from base 272 to 1270 and encodes 332 amino acids. The record is from RefSeq and is a predicted model, not a curated record. The transcript is spliced from 6 exons.
GGGCUGAGAGGAUAACGGUGAUGCCAGGGCAGAGGGGUUAAAGAUGCUGGUGGUCCCCGAGCCCCACCACAUGCAUCCCAUCACUGCAUCCCUCCUCCCACCCUAAUUCUCCCCUCCACGGGGCAGCUGGAGCUCAGCAGCUCCAGCCAAAGCUCCAGCUGCCCUCGCUUGCCCCGGCAAUGAUUUACUAGCCGGGGGGGCCGCUCCCAGCCUCCGCCCCGCGGACCUUGGAGCCAGGGCCUGGCUAUGCCGUGGCUCCUCUCCAUCAAAAAUGUUUUCCCUAUGUUCCUGGCUGCCGGCGCUGCCCGGGCUGGCGUGGGGCUGGGCGCUGCUGGAUGCGCUCCUGCGAGGGCUGGUGGGUGCCUGCGCCGUCUCGGUGCUCUGCAGCCUCUUGAAGGUUUAUCUCUACAUCCAGUGCCUGAACGACCCGGCGAGGCAGGCGGAGAAGGAGGCGAUCCGGGCGCAGCGGCGGGUGCUGGAGCCACUGCACGUGGUGGUGCUGACGGGCGUGCUGGCGCUGGUGGGCUCCCGCGUGGCUGCACUGGUGGUGCUGGAGUUCUCCCUGCGCGCCGUUUCCACCGUCCUCUCCCUCCGCAAGGGUGCCCAGAGCAGCCAGCUCUACCUGCUGUGCCAGUACUCGCUGGGCUGCGGGGUGUCCUGCGCCCUCAGCUUCUUGCUGGAAGAGGCUCCUCAUGGGACGUCCAACCUGGCGCUGGCGGUGGGGCUGGCGGGGCUGCUGGCCUCCUACACCCGCCACCUGGCUCGUCACGUCUGCACCCUCUACGAGCUGCACAGCCAAGCGCAAUACUGCGGCAUCUGCAUCCUCCUCCUCGCCAACGGUCACAACAUCCCCCGGCUGCUCCGUAACGCCUUGGCCAUCACCUUUGCCGUGGCCGACUUGGCCGCUGUGGCUCUCAUCAACCGGGAUUUCCUCUCUAGCGCGGAGGCCAUCCGCUUCUGGACGCCACUCACCAUCUGCUACACGCUGCUGGUCAUCCACAUGCAAGAGGAGCCCAGCACGGGAGCGCGGGCGCCGCACCAGACGGUGCUGGUCCGGAUGGGCGGCCUCUUCGUCCUCCUCCUCACCGUCGGCCGCUGGAGCGACGUCCUCCAUGUCCUCUUCUCACUGCUGGGAGAGCUGUGGUGCCUGCUCCGUGCCGGAGUCAUGCUGGAGGCGUGCCGGCAGCAGGUCCCAGAACACAGGCACCAAGGACUCGUUGAGCCAGGCUGGGUUUCUCAUCCUUCAUCUCCCAUUAAAGAGAAUAACUAAAAGCCAGAGUAUCUGAAUGAUGCAGAAUGUGGGACGCUGAUAUCCGUUGCAGUUUUGACCACGAGAGAUAAGACAGUGAUCGCUGCAGGGCUGUUAAAGUCUGUGCCGAAUUGUGGAAGCUGCACAACUAAAAAAAUUGACUGUGAAGGUUUCUUGGUGUAGGAACGUGUAGGGAAGCUGGGGACUUUCUACAAGGGUGUGGAGUGACAGGACAAGGCGGAAUGGCUUUAAGCUGGUGGGGGAGGAUGUGGAUUGGACAUUGGGAAGAAAUGCUUCACAGUGAAGGUGGGGAGGCCCAGAGCAGUGGGGGCUGCCCCAUCCCUGGAGGGGUUCCAGGCCAGGUUGGAUGGGGUUUGGAGCCCCUGAUCCAGUGGGAGGUGUUCCUGCCCAUGGCAGGGGUGGGACUGGAUGGGCUUUGAGGUCCCUUCCAACCCAAACCCUUCCAUGAUUUUAUGAUUCUCCCCUUCCA